CGCUAAGGGGCGGGGAGGGUGGCCCCGCCCUCCCGACCGGCUGGAGGGACUCAUCGCCGCCGCCCCCGCCGCCGCCGCCGCCUUUCCUGGCUCUGCGUGGGAUGGGGCGGGCGCGGCGGCGCGGGAGAGCAGGGCCCUCGGCGCGGGCCCCGUCCGCCCAGGCUGCGUAGCGGGUUGCAGAUUCCUUGCCAGACUAGGACAGCUCGCUUUACUGGAGAGAAAAUGGAAGGCAACAGCUCCAUUUGCAUCCAGCGCUGGUCCACCAGACACGUGGCCAAGUGGCUGAAGGAAGAAGGCUUUUGUGAGUAUGUGGAUGCUCUGUGCGAUAAGCACCGUCUGGAUGGGAUCACGCUCUUGACUCUGACGGAAUACGACUUGCGCUCCCCGCCCUUGGAAAUCAAGGUUCUGGGGGACAUCAAGCGGCUGAUGCUCUCCAUCCGCAAGCUGCAGAAGCAUCACGUCGACCUUUUGGACGAGCUGGGCUACAGCAGCGAGAGCCCCCUGGGCUCCCUGCCCCCCGUGAUCGGCUGCGUCCAGGGGAGGGAGUGGUUUUGCAACGGCGACGUGCAACGGGACUGCGAUGACUGCGAGCCGGUCUCCGAGCUGAGCGCCGAGCAGUAUCAGUACACCAACGGGAAGGGCAAGCACUCUCCCAGGAGGCUGAACCCCGAGUAUUGGAAGACGGCCCUGAGCUGCAUCUACGUCUUCAUUGUCUUCGGCUUCACCUCCUUCGUCAUGGUCAUCGUGCACGAACGAGUGCCCGACAUGCAGACCUACCCCCCACUGCCGGACAUAUUCCUGGACAGCGUCCCGAGGAUCCCCUGGGCUUUUGCCAUGACCGAAGUGUGUGGAGUGAUUCUCUGCUACAUCUGGCUGCUGGUCCUCCUCCUCCACAAGCACAGAUCUAUCCUUUUGCGACGACAAUGCAGCCUGAUGGGAACUGUGUUCUUGUUACGUUGUGUAACCAUGUUUGUGACCUCGCUGUCUGUGCCAGGGCAACAUCUGCAGUGUUCUGGGAAGUUAUAUGGCAACGUGUGGGCAAAACUUCAGCGAGCUUUUGCUAUUUGGAGUGGAUUUGGCAUGACGUUAACUGGCGUGCACACCUGUGGAGACUAUAUGUUCAGUGGCCACACGGUUGUCCUGACUAUGCUGAACUUUUUUGUCACGGAAUAUACCCCAAGAAGCUGGAACUUUUUGCAUACGUUGUCGUGGGUGCUGAAUCUCUUUGGGAUCUUCUUCAUUUUGGCUGCUCAUGAACAUUACUCCAUUGAUGUCUUCAUCGCCUUCUACAUCACGACAAGACUCUUCCUGUACUAUCACACCCUGGCGAACACCAGGGCCUAUCAGCAGAGCCGGAGGGCCAGGAUCUGGUUUCCCAUGUUCUCCUUUUUUGAGUGCAACGUCAACGGCACAGUUCCCAAUGAAUAUUGCUGGCCCUUUUCAAAGCCGACCAUACUGAAAAGGUUAAUUGGCUAAAGAAUAUUCCAGUUUAAUUCACAUCUCUAUGAAGUACUUGCAACUAACCUUCUUCAAGAAAUGCUGGGCACGAAGGAUUGUUCUCACCCACUGCACCUCCUCUGGCCUUGUUCAUCCUCUCGUGGCUGAUAGAGGUUCAGAAGAGACCGAAAACACAUUGCCAUUUUUUUUUUAAAUAUUCAGGCAACGUUGUUAAGUUGUAAUCAAGUUCUGCAUGGAUGUGGUGAGGUUAAAAUGGGGGGCUCAGCAAAUCUUAACAGCUUUCUUGUUGGGAGGAUCUUAAAUGGAUCUUUGCUGCAGGAAUAACUUCAGAUCCAGGUAUUACCUAAGCAGCUUUGGGGCCUGUUUGCACAUCGUGGGUAACCAUAAAUAGCUAUUGACAAAUUCUGGUUUGCACCCUGUAGAUGGCCCUUGACUUUGGUGUGAAUUAUGACUUAUUAACCAUUUUGAAUGGUAGACACACAGUUCAAAGGCAAGGCUUACAAUCCGGGUGGGACUAAUAGUAACAGCCGCUUAUGUCCUGCUGUUGAAAAGUAUGUUUGAACGUGAAAAAUGGCGAGCAAGCAGACGACGGAACUGCCUUGCUCAGAUUGCUUGUGGAAAGCAAUAACGCAUUGCAGGCCGGGCUCUGGUGGGAUGCGUCCAUGCUUAGCUAUGUAAGGUGUAAAUGUGAUGUGCAAGGACGUCUGUCAUAGCUUGGACACAUACUGACAAAAACAUCAUAGCCGUUCAGUAAUUGCCUCUCAAUAUUUAUUUUAGCAAAUAAAUGAGUUGGGGAACAUUCACCCGGAGACACAAGUUCCAAAGCCUUCAGUAUGAUGAAAGGGGCAGGAUUGGUGUUUUUGGUGAAUGAAACAAGGAACUGGCUGACUUAAGAUAAAUGAAUUGAUGCCCUUGUGUCAUUCAGAGGUCCUGAGUGUUUACAUUUCAUUAAACCGGUAAGAAAUAUAUUAGAAAUGAGGUUGAUUGAGAUUUUUGUGCCACAACUCUUUCAGGGCAGUAUUAAACACUUACUUAAAUCCGUGCAUGCUUUUUAAAAUGUUGAUGUUAGGGUAGUAAUCCUGUUAAAUUGGGAGGCAAGCUAAUAAUGUCGCCUUGAAUAAAGGAUGAAUGGAGGUGUCUUAAUGGGGUUUUUGUGAAGCACACGGCGAUGCACAGUGGGACGUUGGCAGAAGGUGAAAUUUAAUUAGCUGCUAGAGAAACUUCUGAGAUGCUUAUCAGUGCAGGUUAAACGAUGGAAGUUUGGUGGCUUCAGUCACCGUCACUUUUCUUGAUGAAUAGACCGAUGGCCGAAAGUAAGAAAACAAGCUAAACACUCGGCACUCGGAGCUCCUGACCGCCCUCUCUCUCUUUUUUUUUUCCUCUCUGAAACCUGCCUUUCAUAAAAGCUACUCCGUUUCAUUCUUGAUCUUUUAAACCAUCUGCUCAGUUUAAAGUUGGGAGCCCCAAUAGCCUAAAAAUGGGAGAUGGUUUUGUGGAUUAAAAGAAGUUCAGCCUUUGGAAAAAGAGUCCUGGCGAUUUGAAAUCUGGAAUGCAAGGUUUGUCACUUCCAUUGUACAAAUUGAGGUAUUCCAGGUUGUUUGCAACUGGAUUUUUUUGAAUUAUACCGUGCAAAUGGAUUAUUUGUAAUCCAUUUCUAAUUUAGACUUUUAAACCUGACAUUAAAAGUUGCACUCAAGUCAGUUAUAUAGUCUUAGUAACUUCACAGAGGGCAGUGAAUUUCAGUGACCCAAAAUAGUGCAUCUGCCCUUUGGCUUGACUACUUAAUUAAUUAAUUAAUCAAGCAACUAAUUACUCCAGUCUCACAAACGGAACCAUUUCCAGAGCUGUGAACUGGCAGAAGGCAGGCAAGAGACCAGACACACAUUCCCUUUUCAUUUCUGCUGAACAGAGCUUAAUAUUGGUAGGCAUAAAAAUACAGGACUUCGCUUUGAACUUCAAGAAAACUUAUCAAAAAUAUACUGAAAUAAAGUUAUGGUCACGUAAAACUUCCUUAUUUUAUACCUUGAAAGUAUUUUCACCCGAGAACAUUGUAAAUACCUCUAGCAAUAUUUAAUAUUGCCCCAGUAAUACAGUAUUCACGUAAAGGUCUACUUUGGUAUUUUGAAAUGAAAUCAAAUCCUUGACGAGAAUGGAUGUCCUUCUUUUUUCACAAAUUGUUCCAGAGAAUGUGCUGAAACCAAAUUCUUUCUAUAAAGCUAUUUCUGUGUUUUAUGUUUAAUUUGCGUAAAUCCAUUCCAUAAAGGCACGGAGGUCAUCUCCCAGUAUAUUAAAAUGUAGCAUGAGAUGUUUUUUUUUUUAAAUUAGAAAUACAGAAACAGUUGUUUCUAUCAGCUCAAAUGGAGAGCUUUUAUGGUUUGUAGCCGCAGUAAAAUGGACCAGUUAGUUGCAUUUUGAAUGCAACAAUAUUGCACCUCUGGUUUGGCCUAGCAGGAAAAAUUAAAAAUGAUUUUUCUUCGCCCCAUUUACAGCAACACACUGGAACGUUUACCUAAUCUUUCCUCAACAGCAAAAGUACAAAGUAGCCUUCUUUGAAGCACAGAGUGUUGGCUGUUUGAAAGAAAUCUUGGUAAAAUGUAACUUUGAAUGCCAGAGGGAAACAGCCAGUCGCUAAGUUUACAAAUGCCUUUGGUGAGGGAACAGGGGGCCUGCCCAUCACAAGUAUGGUCAAGUUUACUGGAAGCGAGGCCCUAGAAGCAGCAAUAUGGGAGCAAACGUACAGGAACACAACUUUUAAUGACCUUCUGUAGGGGUAGCCUUCAUGAGCCUUCUGUAGCUGGACACAAUCUCCAGCAGCAACUUCCUUGAUGGGACCGUUCCCCAUCGGGAGAAAACCCUGCAGAGAAUUCGGCCUCUUCAAGUCUUCACUAAUUCGUUGCUCCUUAACUUGACCCAAAGGGCCAACUUUGAAAUAAUUUUUCACUUGUGAUGAUAGUUGUAUUUGCACUUUGGAUUCUUAUCAAAAUUAGCCCUUCUAUGAACUCUAGCAGGGGAACACCUCAUAUUAAAUUUAACCCCACCUGGGUUCAUUUUUGAAGCUAUAUUUCAUACUUAUUUCCUCCAAUUGUUCCAAACUGUAAUACUGUUUACCCUGUGGAUUUCUCCUGUUUAAAACAUCAGAUUUGAUUGUUCACUUUUCACUUAAAGGAGAAAUAUUUAUUAUAUUACCAUUGAUUUUUUAAAAAAUAUUUUCAAAGCAGGAGUCUAUUUAUUUGCCUUUUUUUGUUUCCUACUCAGAGUAGAGUAGUAGUAAAGUAAGACCGACAAUUUCAAAAUCUGGCAUGUAUCAUUUUGUAAAUUGUGAGUACCUCAUGUGCUUUAAAGGAUGUCAAUGGGCAGUAAUUUUGUGUUAGAUUGAGGCCCUGGCUGAGUUAAAGUUAAAGUUUUCCUGUUGUUGUCCCCAACCAUUAUCUAGCCCAGAGGUCUUCAAACUUGGCCCUUUUAUGACUUGUGGACUUCAAUUCCCAGAAUUCCUCAGCCAGGCAUACUGGCUAAGGAAUUCUGGGAGUUGAAGUCCACAAGUCAUAAAAGGGCCAGGUUUGAAGACCCCUGCUUUAGGAUAUCUGACUAUAAACAAAAAACUAUACACAUCUACAGCUCUUAUUUCUUAAACCAAAAGGAGAAUAUCGAUUGGGCUAAAGUGGUUCACUUUCAUACAUGGCACAAAGAUUUUGGUUUCAGGUUUUCCCCUGUCCCUAAAACACGGUGAUGUUUUAAGACUUGAAUAUUCCUUUCACAUAAUGGUUUGAAGUACAGAUGUUGUGUAAGUAAAGAGGGGAUUAGUUCCAAUGUGAACAUGGAUUUAAUUUAUAUUGUUUUGUAUGUCCCGUGUUAUACUGUUGAAGCAUUCAAUAAAAUCUGAAAGAUUAACUAAGCGAUA
Molecule: messenger RNA, 5356 nt
Organism: Crotalus tigris (Tiger rattlesnake)
Lineage: Eukaryota; Metazoa; Chordata; Lepidosauria; Squamata; Viperidae
Gene: SAMD8
Product: sterile alpha motif domain containing 8
Exons: 7
Coding region: 223-1476 (417 amino acids)
Biological process (GO): ceramide biosynthetic process
Cellular component (GO): Golgi membrane; endoplasmic reticulum membrane
Molecular function (GO): sphingomyelin synthase activity; protein binding; ceramide cholinephosphotransferase activity
Source: RefSeq, a predicted model, not a curated record